Oldenlandia corymbosa var. corymbosa is the source of this 4872-nucleotide messenger RNA. Lineage: Eukaryota; Viridiplantae; Streptophyta; Magnoliopsida; Gentianales; Rubiaceae. The record is from the annotation of a GenBank genome assembly.
AUGAUUGAAGAAAUUGAUGGUGUUGUUGAGGUGAAUUCUGAGGCGCAAGUAACAGAGGAAGAAAAGAAUGAUGUUUGUUCGCCUGUUGACAGCUCCCCUGACAUCCUGGAUGAGAAUGGCUUCUAUAUAGAUGAAUGUGGUGCUAUUGAGGCUGUUUUAAUAUUUUGUGAAGAGAAAGAGGGUACGCAAAUUGAUUUAAAUAGAACAGUUGAUGUUGAAAUUGUGCAUCGCUGUGAUGAUGUUAGAAUGAUGAGCCGGGUUGAUAAUGCUAUGGUCAAUUUGAAUUCCAAAUAUAAUUUUGAUAUUGUUGAUGAUGUGCUUUCCGUUCAUGUUGACCCUAGUGGAUCAGAAUGCACUAGGAAUGUUGAUUUUGGUGACUGUAGUGUGACUUCUAAUGAGAUGCUGCCAAUGAAUGAGUCGAAUGAUGUUUUCGUCGAAACCAUGUGUGACUCUGAUGGUCUUAUUGAAGUUAAGAAAAAGGAGGGGGUAGCAAAUGUUGAUUUACAAGCUGCAAACUUGAGUUCGACGGCUGAAAAGACCAUUCUGAAUUUGACUUGUGAAUUCCCGCGUGAUCCGUGUUCCUUAAUUGAUGUCAAGGCUGGUUCAUAUGAGUUUUUGAACUCUUUGAUUGGUAUAAAUGUUUGCUGGCUAUCCAAUAUUGAUCAGUGGAGUUGUACCUCGAGUGAAACUGAUAUUUUGCAUUUUACAAAUGAUGUUGUUAUUGCUAAAUUUGAGCAUAAGUGUAAGUGCAGUAUGAUUUCUGUUGAUUUGAUGUUAAAUGAUGUGCUUAAUUCCUUCGGAGAUGAUUAUGAAAUUCUAGUCAGUGAGGGAGGAACCGAAAAUAUGUUUGACAGAGUGCUUAACUGUUAUUUGGGGGGACCUAAAAUCAACAGAGCUUUUUUCAGUGAACCUAAUGAAACUGUUGCAAUCUUUUUUCUUGAGUUUGAUAACAUGCUUGAUCAUAUUAUCAGUGAAUGUCAUUCUGGGAAUUGGUGGCUUAUAGAUCUCUAUCUUAGUUUUAGCAAGGGUAUACUUAGUGAGGGAGAAAUUGUGAAACUCCAGUUGCCUGCGAAGGUUCUUGAUGGAUUAGAAUGUCUUAUGGAUGUUGUUGAUGAAAAUUCUUCGAUUGAUUACUUCAAUGAAGUUGUGCAUCACAGUGAUGACUAUGUGUUGCUUGAUUCUAUAAAUGGUGUACCUGUGAGCUCUGUUGAGUGUGAUAUUGUCGAUGAGCUGAAUGGUACCAACCUUGUGAAUCCUGUGAAAAUUUUUUAUUCUGCCAAUGAUUGUAAUUUCCUGAUUGAAGUUAAUGCUGAUGGUGAUUUCGAGUAUUUCAAUCUGUCUCUAGUCAUAAGGAACGAUAUCGGUGUUGAAUUUUCAUUUGUAGCUAAUCUUAUGGCUGCAGGGGACAUGGUUACAUCGAGUUCUGUGGUUGAGGUGAUUGAAAUUAAGCUGUCACAAAAUAGUAAGCUCAGCGGAGUUCUGAUUAGGAUUGAAAUUAAUAGUAAACAUCUUGCUGAUCUUUUUGGCUUUUUGGUGUAUUUAGUUGUGUUGAGUGCAACCCUGACAUUAAGAUUAGUGCAAACUAUUGACAAGGAAAGUAAGGUUAGUUUUAUUGAGAAAGAAACCUAUUUGGGUAGUUGGUUCAAAGCAGAAAAUGAAGUAAUUGAAAUAGGAAUUAUUCUCUUGAUUGUUGAUAUUUCUGUAAUUUUUAAAAAUGUUUAUGGAGAGCUCUUACAACUUGGUGAUGAAUUUGGGGGAUUAGGAUUGUGGUUUUGGAAUCUGAGACCAGUAAAGGUAGCUGCAAUGAACUAUGAUUUUGAUCUUAUGUUUGAUAUGCUUCUGUGGUAUUGGGAUGUAAUUUUCUAUUUCUCUCCAAAACUCGAGAACAAGGUUAAUAUUAAGGGGAAGGGAAUAAUUAUCAAGGUUCUUUUGCAUGCUUGGGAGAUUACAGAAUGUAUUCUUCCAGCCUAUCUCAGAGCUGAGAACUCAAGUGGAAGCAAUGUGAGCUUUAACUUUGUGAAUGAGGAGAAAACAGCUACUGCUAGCAUUCCGAUGGCAAUCGCAAUCACGGCCAAAACCCGACACCGGAGUUGUUUGAUUCGAAGGAGGACCCGUCGUAGUAUCCUCAAUUUCCGGUGUUGCUCCGCUUCCUCCUCCUCAUCAAUGCCUCUUGAGGUUGAGGACCCCAUUUCCCACGUGACGCCAUCCCCUCCUCUUCCUCAGGAUUGUUUAUCGUACUCUAGAGCAUUUUGGGUCAGUAAAUCGGUCGUUGCUUGGAAUGUGGAAGCUGAAAAUGGCUCCUGUUUCUUAUAUGCUAGCGGAACUGCUGACUUAUUUGUUGCAGACAACGUAAUUCAAGGUUAUGAUGUCAAGAUUGAACUCCGAGGACGUGAUGGCGGGCUUCCGCAGUAUGUGAUUGAAAAAUUUCCCCAUAUCCGGGACUAUAAUGCUUUCACCCUUCCUCCCAAUCUGGAUGUGCAAAGUCUACUCAAAUGCCAAUUGGCUGUUGCACUUUCCAGCGGCAAUGGAAGUUGCACCAGUGCCACAAGUUUGCAGCUACCUGGCGUCCUUGAUGAGUUGUUCUCUUAUAAUGGACCACUUGGUGCUAUUUUUUUAGAUGAUGGGGUUUCUCUCAACUUGUGGGCACCUACUGCUCAAUCAGUGCAUGCUCUAAUUUACAAGGACCUGUCUUCGGGUGAUCCCCCGGAAAUUAUCCAGCUAAAGGAGUUGAGUGGAGUUUGGAGUGCCAAGGGGCCAAAAGAUUGGGAGGGUUGUUAUUAUGUUUAUGAGGUUUGUGUCUACCAUUCAAGCACAUUGCAGAUUGAGAAAUGCAUGGUCAAUGACCCUUAUGCAAGAGGGCUUUCAGGAGAUGGUCGACGGACGCUUCUAGUUAAUCUCAAUUCUAGUUCACUUAAACCGGAAGGAUGGGAUAAUUUAGCUGAUGAGAAACCCGGCCUCCUUUCUUUUGCUGAUAUCAGCAUCUACGAGUUGCAUAUUAGGGAUUUCAGUGCCAAUGACUACACCGUGCACCCCGAUCUUCGUGGUGGUUAUCUAGCCUUUACUCAGAAUUCUGCAGGUGUCCUCCAUUUAAAGAGAUUAUCUAGUGCCGGUAUCACACAUGUGCAUCUAUUGCCUACAUUCCAGUUUGCUGGUGUUGAUGAUGAAAAACAGAAAUGGAAACAUGUGGAUUGCCGUCUGCUCGAAUCCUUUCCUCCAGAUUCAGAUCAGCAACAGGCUUAUAUCACAGCUAUUCAAGAUGAUGAUGGGUAUAACUGGGGAUACAAUCCUGUUCUUUGGGGAGUCCCUAAGGGUAGCUAUGCGAGUGAUCCAAAUGGUUCAUGCCGUAAUUUGGAGUUCCGGAAGAUGGUACAGGCUCUAAACCAAAUAGGUCUUCGGGUUGUAUUGGAUGUUGUUUAUAAUCAUGUCCAUGGAAGUGGCCCCUUUGAUGAGAACUCAAUUCUGGACAAGAUUGUACCGGGUUACUACCUCAGAAGGAAUAUUGAUGGUUUUAUUGAGCAGAGCACAUGCACAAACAACACAGCCAGUGAACACUUCAUGGUUGAACGUCUCAUCCUUGAUGAUCUCUUGUGCUGGGCUAUUCAUUAUAAGGUUGAUGGAUUUCGAUUUGACCUGAUGGGACAUCUGAUGAAACAAACUAUGGUGAAGGCAAAGGCUAUGCUGCAGGGCUUGUCCAAGCAGCUAGAUGGAGUUGAUGGCUCAAGUAUCUAUUUAUAUGGAGAAGGUUGGGACUUUGGUGAAGUUGCCAAAAAUGGACGAGGGGUUAAUGCGUCACAGCUCAAUCUUCCUGGAACUGGAAUAGGAAGCUUCAAUGAUAGGAUCCGAGACGCAUCCCUUGGUGGUUCUCCAUUUGGUCAUCCUCUCCAGCAAGGUUUUGUCACUGGUCUUGUGUUGGAGCCAAAUGGUCAUGACCAUGGAACUAAAGGUGCUGCCGAGCAUAUGCAUGCUGUAUCAAAGGAUCACAUUCAAGUUGGAAUGGCGGCAAACCUUAGGGACUUCGUGUUGACCAAUUUUCUUGGUCAAGAGGUUAAAGGAUCUGAAGUCUUAACUCAUGACAGGGUACCUGUAGCAUAUGCAUUGGGGCCAACCGAAACUAUCAAUUAUGUUUCUGCGCAUGACAAUGAGACUCUGUUCGACAUUGUGAGUUUGAAGACUCCAGUUGAUAUCCCUUUGGAAGAUAGAUGCAGGAUGAACCAUUUGGCUACUAGCAUAGUGGCACUUUCUCAGGGCAUACCUUUUUUUCAUGCUGGUGACGAAUUACUCCGUUCAAAAUCACUUGAUCGUGAUUCAUAUAAUUCUGGAGAUUGGUUCAACAGGUUAGAUUUUAGCUAUAACAGUAACAACUGGGGUGUUGGUCUUCCUCCAAGAGGGAAAAAUGAACAUAACUGGCCACUAAUUAAAUCUAGGCUUGCUGUUCCAGAUUACAAGCCUCAAAAAUGUCACAUCGUUGCUGCUGUUGAAAACUUUUUGAGUCUCAUUCAAAUCAGAUAUUCGUCACCACUCUUUCGGUUGAGGACAGCUAAUGAAAUCCAGGCGCGAGUGAAAUUUCACAACACCGGUCCAUCAUCAAUCCCGGGGGUCAUAGUCAUGAGCAUUACUGAUGGUUACGAAGGAAUUCCAGGGCUAACUGAAAUUGAUCACUGCUACUCAUCUAUUGUGGUUAUUAUGAAUGCUCGGCCGACUGAUGUCACAUUUAAUAGCCCUGUUUUACGGGCAAGAACUCUUGAAUUGCAUCCGGUGCAGAUGGUCUCAACUGAUGACAUUGUCAAGAAAUCCACAUAUGAUGCAUCCUUAGGGUGUUUCCAGGUCCCUGCAAGAACAACAUCUGUAUUCGUAGAGCCCCGAGGUGCAUAA